Molecule: messenger RNA, 2139 nt
Organism: Plasmodium knowlesi strain H
Lineage: Eukaryota; Apicomplexa; Aconoidasida; Haemosporida; Plasmodiidae
Product: SICAvar, type II
Exons: 4
Coding region: 1-2139 (712 amino acids)
Biological process (GO): regulation of RNA splicing
Cellular component (GO): nucleus; cytoplasm; costamere
Source: RefSeq, a predicted model, not a curated record
AUGAAGUCCAUUUGGAAGAUUCCUUUUUACCUUUCCCUUUGGAACAUUAUAAUUUACUUAAAUUGUGCGAAGGUGACCAACUCAACUGAUCUAAAAACGAAUUUAAGAAAUGGGUUUGGACAAACUGGAAAUUUGGCAGAUCAUGGGGAGGUCGAGGGACAUUCAAAUUUGAAGAAACUGCACGGGGAGGGGUUUUCUGUGCAGGGGAAUGACAUUCGGGGAAUGGAUUCCUCCGAUACUCAUUCCACGGAACAUGCAACAGUUUCAUUGCCUAAGGCGGAUAUAGACGUAUCAGGUCCAAAGGUGGAUAUAGACGUUCCUGAUGUUAAUAUAGAAGGCCCGGAUGCUAAAUUAAAAGGUCCUAAGAUGAAGGGGGAUGUGGAUGUAUCGUUGCCUAAAGUGGAAGGUGAUCUAAAGGGUCCGGAAGUGGAUAUAAAAGGUCCCAAGGUGGAUAUAGAUGCCCCCGAUGCUGAUGCGAAGAAUUCUCAAGUUAGCACAGAUUCAAAUACUUCAGGAGAACUGAAUCCUGGUCCUGAAGCAGCAGGAACAGUAGGGGGAACAACGGGUUCACAAGGUGCAACACAUUCAGGUAAUAUCCCCUCGGCUUUACCAGGUAACAUUGUAGCUGCAGAUGAAGGGGUACUGGGUGGUUUAGUAUCAGGAGCUGGUGGGGUUGUACCUGGUGUUCCAGGCGAAAAUGGUGUACCAGGUGUUGGUACUCCAGCGGCUGCUGCUGCGGCUGCUGCUGCUGCAGCUGUGGCAGCAAGAGGACUUGGAAGAAGUGAAGUCCACUUAGAACUGGAAACUUCCCAAAGUACACAUUAUGGAAGUGGAUCAGAUGGUACACUAAGCACGCCAUGUAAAGAAAAUGCCUUAUGUAAACAUCUAGAAUGUAUAUUGAAGGAAGACGGAAUGAAGAGCAAAUAUUUGGACUCAACCGGAACUCUUAACUGGAGUACUAUUGAGAAUGAUGUUCAGACUGAGUUGGGAGAACUUCUUGAGAGUAUAUCUAACACAAAUGAACAGGCUGAAAAGUUCUGUGAGCAAACUGAUGAGGAAAAUCGUAGACUGAACACAAAAGCGAAGGAAGCAUGCAAGCACAUUGCUCGAGGAUUGAGCCAUCUAUAUAGUAUUCCUGAGAACCAGAAUGGCAAGGCUACCAAACUAUUUAAACAAAAAAUGCAAUGCUUUCUCCUAAAUGCAUACACAAAUGAACUGUUCUCAAGGGCGCAGGAAAGGAAGAAUCCCCAAUGCGACAUAAUUGCGGGAAUAGAAUAUGCUUUUAGUAAAAGUAAAGACAUCAUGGAAAAUGCACAACCUCAAUGCAAAGAUGUUAGUGGUAAUAGCUGUUUUGAAUGCAAGGAGGAAAGCUAUGAUAAUUGCCACAUUGGCAAAGACAAAAUAGAGGAAGAAGUGGAUAAAUUGUUCAAAGGGAAGGAAAACGAAAUAAAACAAACUGUAGAGGCCAUAUGUCAAGAACAAAAACCCCAAUCACCUCUAGCACACGGAGCACAUCCUUCAGCAGCAGCUAUUCCAGGUGGUGUUCCCGAUGCCACUGGUCUUGUUACCCCUGUUCCUGCUGGGCAACCUUCAGUUGUUCCACCUUCCACUAGUGAACAUACUUCUAAUGAAAAUGCAGCAAAGCUUAACAUCUUAGAGGAAGUAAAUAUCACUGAGGAAACUAAGGAUAUCAAUCCGAAGGAGGAAGAAGAGUUGGUAGAAGAGGAAGUACAGGAAGAUCUGGAGAAGGAGGAAGAAGAGGAAAGUGAAACGGAAGAAGGGGGAGAAACCGAUAGCGCAAACUAUGACGAUGUGGACGUGGAGGUUGACGAUGACGAUGAGGAAGAACAGGAUGAAAUUGAAGACCAAGAAAUUUUGCAACCGAUAACAGAAACGCAGAAUUCCCAAGAAAAUCCAACGGAGCAAAACAACCCCGCUGAUGUAGGACAUAAAUCUCUAAUCACAGAAGCUAUGGUCCAUAGUGCUUUUGCCGAAGAGUACAAGGACAAUGUGAAGGAUAAGAAGGCAGCCGAAGCCUUCGUGAACACGUUGCUGGAUUUACUUGAUGGUGAUAACAGCACAGUUGAUGACGCCAUCAAGAAUUUGGCUAACGACAUUUCGCAAUUCAUGCUCAAGUGA